Messenger RNA from Ipomoea triloba (trilobed morning glory), 459 nucleotides. RefSeq lists its product as uncharacterized. Gene Ontology annotation, molecular function: nucleic acid binding; RNA-DNA hybrid ribonuclease activity. The record is from RefSeq and is a predicted model, not a curated record. NCBI's taxonomy places the organism in Eukaryota, Viridiplantae, Streptophyta, Magnoliopsida, Solanales, Convolvulaceae. The coding region runs from base 1 to 459 and encodes 152 amino acids. The transcript is spliced from 2 exons.
AUGGUCUAUCAUCUGGAAAGUCAAAGCCCUUUCCAAGGUCUACUCAUUCAUGUGGCAGGAAUCGGGUGGCUUAUUAGAGAUGAUAAAGGUGCAUUUCUGAAAGCAAGAUCUGAUAUACUCUUUGGGAUCUACACGCCAUCUGAAGCUGAAGCAAUGGGGCUUAGGGAGGUACUAAGCUGGCUCAAAAACCAGAACCUUACCCACUUCCUUAUUGAAUCCGAUUCGCUACAGGUUGUUCAAGGGCUGAGUUCUAAGUCUUUUGAUUCAUCUUUUGAUUUAAUUUAUGUUAAAGAUUUGCUAUGUAUUUUUCCUAAUGCGUAUAUCUCGUUUGUUAAACGAUCAACGAGUAGGGUCGUUCACUUGUUAGCUAGAGAGACUCUUUCUUCAUCUGAUUGUAUGGAUUGGGUUAAUCAUCCCCCUUCCUUUCUUUGUAAUGUUUUGUCUUCGGGCAGUAUUUAA